Messenger RNA from Boeremia exigua, 1497 nucleotides. RefSeq lists its product as uncharacterized. Lineage: Eukaryota; Fungi; Ascomycota; Dothideomycetes; Pleosporales; Didymellaceae. Gene Ontology annotation, cellular component: P-body; CCR4-NOT core complex. Gene Ontology annotation, biological process: regulation of DNA-templated transcription; nuclear-transcribed mRNA poly(A) tail shortening. The transcript has 6 exons. The coding region runs from base 1 to 1497 and encodes 498 amino acids. The record is from RefSeq and is a predicted model, not a curated record.
AUGUUUCAAGUCCGUCAAAACGAGAAUCGCCAGCCGCUCGGAACAAACAGGCUCCAGAACGGCAAGCUGGGCGGUGGACAAGCUCAGUGGGGUUCAAGUGCGUUCACCGGGCCAACUGGCGGCGCGCCAGGGCUACCGACCGCGCAACCACGAACCAACGGCGGACCCGCAUCGAGCUUUGCGCAAGCAAUGGGCAACUCACAGCCGCACACGCCGCUCAACCUUGAGGAGUUCCCGUCAUUGUCCGGCGCACCUCAGGCACAGCAAAACACCACCGCUCAGCAAAUGUGGGCGAAUCCCACCCUACGAACCACCCCGCACACGACCAUCCAACGACCGCAAGGGCAGACGUCACAGCAGGGACAGCAAGGUCAAGCGCCAAAUCAACAACUACAGAGUCAAAAUGAGGAAGACUCGCCACAAGGCCCAUUUGGUGGUGCUGGUGACGACUACCGAUUCGGUGGGCAGGGAGGGGUUGGACAGCUGUCUGGCGGUGUGCAACCACAGACAGGCAAUAUCGAAGAGUUCCCACCCCUAGGAAACAACGCUGCGGGAGAGAUUGGCCCUGAUCGACGAGCAGGUCUGAUUCAGAACGCAGCUGCAUUUGGGGCGGCUCCAGGCACGAGCGCUUUCCCAGGGCUGGGGCAAACACGGAACGGCUUGUCUAGUCCAACAGAGAGCCUAGGUAGCCGACCGUCGAACGUGACGGGUGGCGGCCUCGCAGGUGCAAUGCGAGCAGGAACCAACCAACAAGAGGGUGGUCAACGAACAGGACAAGCGCCGGGGAAUCUAUCUUUCCUUGGUUCCAGCAUGCGAAGUGGCGGCGAUACCACGCCAGUAGGGCAACGGCCUCAGCAGAGUCAAUUCGAAUCGGGCUUUGGCGGAGAUGGUGUGGGCUCGCCAAACGCUCAGCUACCGUUGCAUAAGAAACUUGCUGAGAUGACUGAUCAGGAGCGUUAUGGAUUGCCGGGGCUUUUGUCAAUGAUACCGCUCGAGAGCCCCGACUACUCAUCGCUGGCCAUGGGGCAAGAUCUGACAGUGCUAGGACUGGAUCUUAGCCGACCUGAUAACUCACCCUUACACCCAACAUUCGGCUCACCCUUCACAGAAUCAAACGUCAAGCCCGUAAUACCGCCGGACUUCACCCUCCCAGCGGCAUACACGGUCACGAACGUCCCGCCCCUACACUCGAAGAUGGCUAGCUUCUCUGCUGAGACUUUGCUAGCUAUAUUCUAUCAGCAUCCGCGCGAUAUAUUGCAGGAGAUCGCUGCAGCCGAGCUCUACAACAGGGAUUGGAGGUGGCAUAUCAAGCUACAACAGUGGAUGAUGAAAGAUCCUGAUCUACCAGCGCCCAUCCGUCUGUCACCAAAGGAGGAACGCGGGUGGUAUCUAUUCUUCGAUGUCACAAACUGGAGACGCGAGAGGAGGGAGUUCGAGCUCAACUAUGAUCAUUUAGAUCAGCGCCAUGGCAGUCCUGGCAUGACAGGGGCGAUGUAG